Molecule: messenger RNA, 3678 nt
Organism: Cotesia glomerata
Lineage: Eukaryota; Metazoa; Arthropoda; Insecta; Hymenoptera; Braconidae
Exons: 4
Coding region: 1-3678 (1225 amino acids)
Biological process (GO): DNA recombination; DNA integration
Molecular function (GO): DNA binding
Source: RefSeq, a predicted model, not a curated record
AUGGGAAAAGGUAAAAAACGCAGCAGAGAUCGUAGUAGAGAACGGGACGGCGGCGACAAUGACAAGCGGAUAAGGAGGUUAGAAAUGAUGGUUCAGACGUUGGUUGAUGCUGUCAUCAAAGAUAAAGAAUCAGUAAAUUUACCGGAGACUCGACCUGAAGAGACUCUGACAGAGCAUGAGGGAGAGUCUGCCGAAAAUUUGGUCCUUCAAGAGACUCCCAAGAACGACCUUCCAGAAACCGUGGUCAAAGAAAAGGAAAACUUGGAGGUUCAAGAUCUAUUACCAGAGGCUAAAAAACUGGAUGAUGAGAUUGAAAUAAUUCUAGGAGACGACCCAGGGGCAGAAAAGAAAAAUCAAGUAGAUUUACAUGAAAGUUUGGUAUCGAGGUGGACCUCUUGGUUAACUGAGGGGUUACCUAAGGAGAUGAAAGAAAAAUUAAUUGAAGAAUACCCACGUAAGGGAAACGUGUGUCUGGAGGCACCAGAGUUGAAUCAGGAGAUUGUGUCGUCUCUUAAUGAAACAGGUGUCAAGAGAGACCAGUACUUUGUCCUGGAACAAAAACUGGCUGGCUCAGCCUUGUCCGCUUUGGGUCAGGGUAUCACGAUGAUUUUAAAAGACGCUGAAGAGCCAUUAGAUCGUCUAGAGUUAUUGAAGAAGCUAGCUGAUGCUGGAAAAUUGAUGUCUCAGCUACAUUUUCAGGUUUCUUCAGCGAGAAAAUCUUUCAUUUCUCCUACGCUUACUAAACCUAUGAAAAAUCUACUUCAGUCAACAAAACCAGGUUUACUUUUAUACGGAGAAAACCUGACAGAGAAAAUAAAAGCCGCAAAGUCGAUUGAAAAAAUCGGAAAAGAGAUAAAAAAUGCACCUCCAACAUCAGCACCUCCUCAAAACAGGAAGACAGACAGACCAGUACCAGCCCAGCCAAAAACAGUUUCAGCAAAGAAAUCCCCAGACAACCUAUCAAAACAACAGGGGCGCGUACGGCAAUGCAUCCAGGGCGGUCAGCAAGACCCAGAAAUCAAACUUUGUGGACAAGAAGAAGUAGACAAUCAGGUGAGAUUAGUAGCUGGACGAUUAAGUCAUUUCCUCCAUGAAUGGAGACAGGUAACCAAUGAUAAUUUUAUUCUAAACUGCGUAAAAGGAUAUGAGAUUCCUUUCCACACAAAACCACCACGAUCUCUAAGCUUUAUAAAAGAAUUACAGUUUCCGGUUGAGGAGGAAGCGUUUAUAGGUAAAGAAAUAGAAAAGUUGUUACAAAUGGGGGCUAUAAAGAAAGUGAAAGCGGCAGAGGACCAAUUUUUAUCACCUUUUUUCUUGGUUCCAAAACCAGACGGCUCUAAGAGAUUUAUUUUAAACCUUAAAUGUUUAAAUCAGUUCAUAUUAACUCAUCACUUUAAGAUUGAAGAUCUCAGAGUUGCAUUAAAGUUAAUUUAUCCGGAUUACUUUCUCUGCAAUCUGGACUUGAAAGAUGCCUACUUCCUGGUGAAAAUUGGUCCAAAUACCCGAAGUUAUUUAAGGUUUUCGUUCAAAGGUCAGGUUUAUGAAUUCCAGUGCAUGCCAUUUGGGCUUUGCACAAGCCCAUAUGUGUUCACAAAGUUACUAAAGCCAGCUCUUAAUAUUCUGAGAGAGAGAGGUUGGAUAUCAACAGCAUAUUUAGAUGACAUUCUGUGUAUCGGUAGAUCAAUGACGGAAUGUAGAAAUAACGUAACUUGUACGAGGAAAAUCCUUAGUAAAUUGGGUUUUAUCGUGAAUGAAAGAAAGAGUAUGCAAAUACCAGAACGGAGCUGUAAGUAUCUGGGAUUUGUAAUAGAUUCUAAAAAUAUGACUCUGUCGUUACCAGAGGAAAAGAAGUUAAAAUUGAGAAAGAUGAUCAAAGAAUUUUUAAACAAAGAUUCCUGCUCUAUUAGAGAGAUGGCGGGUCUGAUUGGAGUAUUAGUUGCAGCAUGCCCAGGCAUUCCCUAUGGGAUGUUAUAUACGAAGCUCUUAGAAAGAGAGAAGUUGAAGGCUUUAAUUAUAAAUGAGCAGGACUUUAAUAAGAAAAUGUUAAUUCAGGCUUGUGUAAAGAAAGAGCUGUGUUGGUGGUUAAGUAAAAUUGUUGGGGCCAAAAAUCAAAUUAGAACCCUUAGUUACAGACUAGAAAUUUUUUCGGACGCGUCGCUGACUGGCUGGGGGGCGCAUUGUAACGGAGAAAAUGCUCAUGGGUUUUGGACACAGGCGGAGAGAAAACUCCACAUUAAUCAUUUAGAGAUCAUAGCAGCCUUCUUAGCACUUAAAUGCUUUGCGAAAGAUUAUAAAAAUUGCGAAAUUUUACUUAGAAUUGACAACACCACGGCAAUCUCGUAUAUUAAUAGGAUGGGGGGCGUACAAUACGUAGAACUCAAUAAACGAGCUAGAGACAUAUGGACAUGGUGUGAGGAGAGAAAGAUUUGGAUAUUUGCUUCCUACAUACCCUCACGUGAAAACACAGAGGCUGAUAGAGAGUCCAGGAGAGCUAACGUAGAUACAGAAUGGGAAUUAGAAGAUCAAUCAUUCCAAAAAAUAGUCAAUAAGUGGGGCACGCCACUUAUUGACUUAUUUGCAUCAAGAAACAAUACCAAAGCCAAGUGGUUUUGUUCUUGGAAGCGUGAUCCAGAAGCGCUUUAUAUAGACGCGUUUACGGUUAAUGAGGCAUCCACUAGCGAAAACUCUUUCCCUGGUGGCAGGGAAGCUCUCCGGCGCUCAUAUCGACAAAAACUGAUACCAGAAGAAGCAGUAGAGAUCCUGAUCGCAUCAUUAACGGAGUCGACGAUAAAACAAUACACCUCAGCGCUCAAGAACUGGUGGUCCUUUUGUGAGAGUACCAACCAAGAUCCCUUACAACCAGACAUUUACAUAGUAUUAAAAUACUUAACCUUUCGUUUUAAUCAAAAUGCGUCUUACGGCACUUUAAACUCAGAGAGAUCUGCCAUAAAUUUGCUCAGUGUAGUCGAUUUAGGUAACGAUCCUUUAAUUGGUCGUUUUUUCAAGGGAGUGUUCAAGAACAGACCACCGAGACCAAAAUACAAUGAAAUAUGGAACACAGAGACACUGCUGAACUGGGCUGAAGCUCUAGAACCUCUGCACACCUUGGACCAAAAAUCGCUCACCUACAAGCUAGUAUGUUUGUUGGCAUUAGCAACGGCACACAGGGUACAGACAUUGUCGCUAAUAAAAAUUAGUGACAUAAUAAUUUCAAAGAAUAAUGUAGUCAUAAAAAUACGAGAGCAGAUUAAAACUUCUCGGAUAGGAUCACUCCAACCUUCCUUUACCUUACCUUUCUUUAAUGAGCGUAAGAGUGCCUGCGUGGCUACAACUCUCCUAAGUUACCUGGAAAAAACCAAGGACCUAAGAAAAGGUGAAGAUCACUUGUUCAUAACUUUCAAGAAGCCCUUCCACAGAGCAACGUCACAGUCAAUCAGCAGGUGGAUAAAGACCUGUCUACUAUCGGCGGGAAUAGACCCAAGAUAUACUGCUCACAGUACACGACACGCGUCAACAUCCGCUGGUGAGGCAAGAGGACUUGAUGUGAACAUUAUAAAGAGCACGGCGGGAUGGUCUGUAAAUUCACAAGUUUUUGCCAAGUUUUACAAAAGACCAAUCGAGCCAAGAAAGGAAUCCUUCGCAGAAACAAUACUGUUGAAUAAGAAAGUACAAAAAUAG